Trichomonas vaginalis G3 is the source of this 654-nucleotide messenger RNA. Its product is annotated as P-loop containing nucleoside triphosphate hydrolases family. Lineage: Eukaryota; Parabasalia; Trichomonadida; Trichomonadidae. The transcript has a single exon. The coding region runs from base 1 to 654 and encodes 217 amino acids. The record is from RefSeq and is a predicted model, not a curated record.
AUGGAGGAAGAAGACGAACUCUUCUGGGAUCAGCAUUCCAAUAGUUCUGAAGAGGAAUUCGAAGGUGAUGUUGAUCUUAUAAAUGAAAUUUUAGAUGAAAUUGAAUCAAAAUAUUCCUUUUUUAACUAUGUUGAAGAUGAUUUGGUUGAAUUUAUACUUUCUCACGAAUAUGAUUUGGAUUUACUUGUAAAAUAUAUCGAGAAUGGUCAAUUUGGCCCAUUUACAAUCAGACAAUACGAUUAUUCACAAUAUGAAGAGGAUGGUGAUACUCAGUUCGAUGAUGAUGGCCAAGAUAAUAGUGAGACAACAGAAUUUAAAAACAAAAUAGCAGAAAAUUCUAUACAAAUUUCAAUAAUUGGCCCAUAUAAAAGUGGCAAGACAAAAUUAAUUAACAAAAUUGCAACAGAAGAUAAAAGUGGAAACUUCACAUUAGAUCUUAGAAAGAAAUCUUUUGUUUUUCACGAUAAAUUUAUCGAAAACUCUUCAUAUAUUGUUAUGAUGGAUGCCACAGAUACAACUAACGAAUACUUUGAUAUCAUGUCAAUAUAUUUUGAAAAAUUACAAAAAAAUGAUAAAAUUAUCAUCGUAUUCAACAAAUUUGAUUUAUCACUUCAGAGGACAAAGAGUCGUACUACAAAAAAUAUGUUGAAAUGA